UUCGCUGCCUCAGAGACUGCCCAUUUACACAGAGACGAAGAAGAAAGCGUCCCUCUUCCGCCGCUGGUUAUGUCAAGCUAAUCGAUUGGGCCCUUUUCCGGAAUCGGCGGCGAUAUAUUUACCAAUAAAUUUGUCUUUAAACAUAUUAAUAGGGUUUCUUUUUUUGUCAGACACUUCUGAACCAACGGAAGUGGAGUUAAAAUGGGAGACCCUGCUUAUCAUCGAGACUGCCCCCUUGACUGCAAAGUUUACGUGGGGAAUCUAGGCAACAAUGGCAAUAAGACGGAGUUAGAGCGAGCCUUUGGAUACUACGGCCCUUUAAGAAGUGUUUGGGUUGCCAGGAACCCCCCAGGUUUCGCUUUUGUUGAGUUUGAAGAUCCCAGAGAUGCAUCUGAUGCUGUGAGGGAGCUGGAUGGCAGGACUAUGUGUGGCUGCCGAGUACGUGUCGAACUAUCCACUGGGGAGAAACGCUCCAGGAGCCGUGGCCCUCCACCGUCUUGGAGUAGGCGCCCUAGGGAUGAUUUUCGACGGCGUAGUCCUCCGGUCAGACGCAGAUCACCAAGGAGGAGGAGCCUGAGCCGUAGUCGCAGCAGGUCUCUUUCAAGAGAUAGACGCAGAUACCGGUCUCUUUCCAGAGACAAGAACCGCAAGCGUUCAAGAUCCUUCUCUCGGUCAAGGAGUCGUUCCAGGUCUACUGAAAGGAAAUGAAGAUCUUGAAUUUUGGAGUCAUGUUGAAGGUGCAAGAAGACAGUUUUGUAUUUUUGAUUUUCUUUUCAGAGUUUCUUUCCAGCCUGAAGGUGAUCUAAGAGCAGUAAUGGAAUACAAAUGUGUGUUAAAUGACGACUAAGGACUUCAGUCUUUUUUUUUUUCUUUUUUAUCAGCUGGUUUGGGAAGAUUUUCAGAUUUUACUUCAAUUUUUUCUGUCUCAUUCGUGUAAAAGAAAAUCCAGUCUUGCCCUGCAUGUUUUCACAGAGUACUGUAUUUAGUUGAACAGUAAUGUGCUUUUUAAAUGUUGAAUUAAACUUUUGAUUUUUGUUUGUUUUCAUCGUUUUAUUCUUGGUUGUCUCCUCUUUCGUUCAGUGGGUCAAGUGUGAGAUGCAGUAGUGUGUAUACAUUCAACACAAACUCAAAUAAACAUGACAUUUAGAACUGUA
Molecule: messenger RNA, 1154 nt
Organism: Oryzias melastigma (Indian medaka)
Lineage: Eukaryota; Metazoa; Chordata; Actinopteri; Beloniformes; Adrianichthyidae
Gene: srsf3a
Product: serine and arginine rich splicing factor 3a
Exons: 7
Coding region: 202-708 (168 amino acids)
Biological process (GO): mRNA splicing, via spliceosome
Cellular component (GO): nuclear speck
Molecular function (GO): RNA binding
Source: RefSeq, a predicted model, not a curated record